Molecule: messenger RNA, 1282 nt
Organism: Capsicum annuum
Lineage: Eukaryota; Viridiplantae; Streptophyta; Magnoliopsida; Solanales; Solanaceae
Product: thioredoxin-like protein CDSP32, chloroplastic
Exons: 2
Coding region: 199-1089 (296 amino acids)
Molecular function (GO): oxidoreductase activity, acting on a sulfur group of donors, disulfide as acceptor
Source: RefSeq, a predicted model, not a curated record
ACAUUAAAGACAACAAAAGAAGCAAAAAAAAUCUAGACAAAGUAGUUGAUAACAUGAUAUGUGGUUCCUAUGUAACCAAAGCCUAUCAAGUGGACUUUUAUAGAUACUCCAACAGGACCAUAAACCUCAUCUCAACUAGAUUUUCUUCUUACUCCAUUUUUCUUCAUUCUUUCUUCUUGGAAAAACUUCUUUAAUUCUAUGGCUACUCUCACUAAUUUUUUGCUCAAACCAUCUCCUGAACUAGCUUCAAUUACCAAAAUUAGCCCUUCAUUUUACUGCAAUUUCCCAUCAAAUCAAUCUUUUGAGAAAUUGAAAACCUUCAAACCAAACAGGUCCUUAUUGAUUACAAAGGCAACAGCAGCACCUGAUGUGGAGAAAAAAGUGAACAAAGAUAAUGAAAGAGUACAAAAAAUUAGUAGUAUGGAGGAAUUGGAUGAAGCACUUAAAAAAGCUAAAAAUCGACUGGUUGUUGUGGAAUAUGCAGGCAAAGAUAGUGAACGUUCCAAAAAUAUUUAUCCUUUUAUGGUGAAUUUAAGUAAAACAUGUAACGACGUCGAUUUCUUGCUGGUGAUUGGAGAUGAAACGGAGAAGACAAAGGCACUCUGCCGGAGAGAAAAGAUUGACAAGGUACCACAUUUCACCUUCUACAAAAGCAUGGAAAAGAUCCACGAGGAAGAAGGCAUAGGCCCGGACCAACUAGCUGGCGAUGUGCUCUACUAUGGCGAUAGCCAUUCUGAAGUAGUGCAGCUCCACAGCAGAGAGGACGUUGAAAAGGUAAUCGAAGACCACAAGAUCGAUCAAAAACUAAUAGUCCUCGAUGUGGGAUUGAAGCAUUGUGGACCAUGUGUGAAAGUGUAUCCAACGGUUAUUAAGCUAUCGAGGCAGAUGUCUGAUUCAGUCGUGUUCGCGAGGAUGAAUGGUGAUGAGAAUGAUAGUUGUAUGCAGUUCUUGAAAGACAUGGAUGUAGUUGAAGUGCCUACAUUUUUGUUUAUAAGAGAUGGAGAGAUUAAGGGAAGGUAUGUUGGAUCAGGGAAAGGGGAACUUAUUGGAGAAAUUCUUAGAUACCAAGGAGUUAGGGUUACUUAUUAAAAUUGUUGGAAAAUGUUUAGUGUUUAUACUUAAUUGGGACAUUUGAUUUGUCAUGAGAUGAUUAUGGACUAGUUAAGUGUUUGUAAUACAAAAAUUAACCAACUUGGUUUGGUUGAGAAUUGAGAUGUAAGUUUUGGUAUGCUUAAGUUAUGAACUAUUUUACUAUUUUGAAUGAGAAUAAUGUUCUUAGUAA